This is a messenger RNA of Clarias gariepinus (North African catfish), 1770 nucleotides long. RefSeq names its product P2R1A-PPP2R2A-interacting phosphatase regulator 1. The record is from RefSeq and is a predicted model, not a curated record. The transcript has 9 exons. The coding region runs from base 707 to 1381 and encodes 224 amino acids. Gene Ontology annotation, molecular function: protein serine/threonine phosphatase inhibitor activity. NCBI's taxonomy places the organism in Eukaryota, Metazoa, Chordata, Actinopteri, Siluriformes, Clariidae.
CAGAGCGAGGUGGUGUUGCUGAAGAAGAAGACCAUCACUAUUUGGUUGCGGGUAAUAUAUAUACAUACAUAUAUUUUUAAAAAUGUACUAAAUUAAUGCAAGCCAGACUAAUGGACCGACUGAUUUGCACUGUUUGAUAGCUGUAAUUAGGAAAUCUUCGCACUCGUUAUUGCAUCAGUCUGAUCAACUUGUUUUUCCAGCAUUAUUCGGCUGCUUUACAAACUAGCACUUAAACUUCAAUAGCUUGCGUGGCUAGCCCAUUAGCCUACUUUCCUAGCCGUAAAUGAUUUGUGUUUAAGAAUUUCAAGUUUUUAAAAAGUAAGUAACGUGUUGUAAAGCGUUAACUGAAAGUUUCGCCAAGUGCCAAAACUACUUCUGACUGGUGUAAGUUAUGCGAGUGGCUGCCGAACCUGUCGGAGCUAGUCCUGAACUUACUUGAGCAAUAACCCGACAAACUAGUUAGGGGAGUUUUGUGCACCGUGUCCUGGGUCCAAACCGUACAACUUCUAAACAGAAUGCGACUGAUAAGGGACCGCUUGAAAUAAUCCCCGCUCCGUUAUCAGCCGGGCUUUAAAUUGGACCGAGCACUUCUAGCGUGCGGCCUGCUGGUCAGGCUUUCGCCGCGUUAAAUUUUGAGCUCACGCCGCUGUGGAGCGCGCUCAGUCCGGCUGCCUGCUUCAAUCACACUCCGGCCCGCCAACGAGCCAUGGAGAGAAUGGAAGUUGACCAGUGCGCAGGCGCAGCUGGAGGGAACGGGGGCGGGGCUUUACGGAGGUCCAACAGCGCCCCCAUGAUCACUAACGUCAGUGAUGGAAUGACAGUGUUCAGCUCAAACACGUCGGCCCGGUAUCGUCGGAGCAGCGUCUCCGUAAACCCAAGCUGCCCCUCUAGAACCCUGCCUUUUUCUCCAUUCUCCUUGUGCAGCGAGAGACCAGAUCCCAGGCGGCAGAUGGAGAACAUGGAACUUACUCUCAGAGGGAGUUUACAGAGAUUAAGUGCCUCAGCUACAGUCCCUUCACCUCCUGGAACUCACUGGCACGGGCAUCUAUCACCAGAUUUCCAUUCCCAAGACUCCGGAGUUACUCCUAAUUCCUCUCCCAGUCCAACAAGAAGGUUCAGGGGGGGGUCAGUGAGUUCUUCUGUGAGAUGGCCAGUGGUUGCACCUUUAAAAAGGAAAGGUGGGGUGGAAUCCGACGGUCCGCCUAAAAAGCUCUUUGUUGCUGGAGUUACAGAUCCUGCCCACAUAACUAGUUGCACUGUCAGUGUUUCCCAGUCAGUCGACUCUCCGUCAAGCACUAUAGCUGUAUGUCCAAGCCCUCAGAACAUCGCACUCUCGCUUUCUCCUCCCUCCCCGUUUACAUCCCAACACCCCAGCAUUUAACCUCGGAGUAAGGAGAAGGUAACCACGUCCUGAGAUCAGCUCUCCAUCUCCGUACUCAGUGCUUUAAGGAAUGUAUUCAGUUCCACGUUAUUAGCAAGAAUCACCUUUCUGAGUGACUUUCACAAAGGUUUCCAUGUUAAAUGACUGAAGAUGGAAAAUAUUUACAUCUGACUUGUUAAUAGUUCAUUUGCACCUGGAUUUAACACUCAGCAGUUGUGUUCAUAAUCAGUGUUUGUGAUCGCAAUCUUCAGUCCUCAGUUCGACUUAAGGAUUGGCUGGGAGUAUGCAGAUCGACAAAUCAAACUUGCUCUUUCCUGGAUUUUAGUUUUCAGCAGACUGAGAACAUGCUUUUCAAUCUCGUCCACAGUUAUUGAGGUCCCCCCCCCCCC